CACAAGAGUUGCACCUAAAGAGAUCAUAUACGCAACUUAACCUGACAUUCUGACAAUUACAUCCUGUUUUCACUGCUACUAUGCAAGGAAUUUGAAGCUUAGCUUACCAAUUUGGGAAGAUUCUGAAUGAAGUUUGAGCGUUCUUUUACAAUAGUAUCAACAAGCUUAGCCAAGUGUGGAAGGUCUUUGAAGGAAAGAGAACAUAGUUUUAUCAAGUCCAAAAAGCAAAAAAAUCCAAUAUUUCUGAUAAUUCAGGCGAUGAUAAUCUGUCACAACCGUUGCAUAGAAAUUAAUUAACCUUAACUACUAUAUUCAUUCACAUGUAGUUGAAUGCACAACAAGAUUUCAUGCAGCAGCAGUAACCAUACUUGAAUGCAAAAAUUCAUCUAACCUUUUCAAGAUUUCUUGCUUCUUCAAUUCAAAACUGCCAUCGAAAUUCGCUAAGAGGUCCGAUCUCAGGUUGUUUACCCGGUUUGACUCCUACGGGUUUUGGAAAAAUCGGCGAUCCUGUCCGGUUUUCAAAAACCGAACCGGAUCAAUACCUUUUUGAAAUCUUAAAACAAAAAUUUGAAAAACCCUAACCAACCUCACUCACUCAUCACUCGCUCAUCAUUCAUCACCGAUUCUCUCUCCUCCGUACCUCACUCACCGCGCCGGUCAGCCAACAGAGGUCGCAUCUCCUGCCUCCGCGCCGCCAUUCUCCGUUAUCCUUCCUCCAUGCCUUGUUCCUCGUCGCCGGUCUCUGCCUCCUUCGCGUGACUCGUCAUCCUCUGCGUGUGGCUGUGCUGAAGCUCCGAACUCCGAAGCUUCGCCGUCCCUGACUCAGUUUCUGCUUCUGCUUCUGUAGGGCACAAAGAGCUCGAAAUGAGUGCUGCAGAAACACCAAAGAAAACCGGCACGCCCCAAAUUGUUAAGUUGGACAAGGCAUUGAAGUUGGCUGAGGCAUGGGUAAAUAGUAUGAGUAAAGGUGCUGAUGAUCAUGAUGAAAAAAUGGAUAAUGAAGUAGAGGGUCGGCCUGAAAGGCUUGGAUUAGGUGCAAAAGUUUCACGGAAAUCCAAAGUUGGUCCCUCAGAUGACCCUGUUGACAGAAAAUUGUAUGCCAAAAUGCAAGCCGAAAAAAGAAAGACAGCGAAAAUUGCUCAAGAAUCUGCUUCAGUCGCAAGCAAUGCUUUAGAUGAUGAGGAAUACGAUGAAGAAUUGGAAAGCAGAACUAGUGCGUUCACCAAGAGGAAGGCAUCAGUUCUUUCAACACUGUCUAAUAAGAAGCAAAAGUAAUGGCAUCUACUGAUUCGAGAUCCCUAUGUUUAGUUGGUUAUGAUAUUCUUUGCACUUGUCUUGCUGGCAUGAAAAAAAAAAUGAGCUUUCAUGUAAUACAGUUAUGCACUUAAGGACAAUGGCUAUAAAGUACUAUGGCGGCAUCUAAUGCUCAUUUUGACCAUGUUUCCUAUGUUCCUCUUCAGUAAUUUACAAGAAGAGAAGUAACAAUGUUAAGAGGAAAUAGUAUGUGUUCUUAUAUAUAUUUGUAUUGUUUAGCUUGCUAGCAUAUAAACUCUGAAUCUUUUUUGUAGUUAAUCAAUUACAUUUUGCACAUUGAUU
Molecule: messenger RNA, 1596 nt
Organism: Arachis stenosperma
Lineage: Eukaryota; Viridiplantae; Streptophyta; Magnoliopsida; Fabales; Fabaceae
Exons: 4
Coding region: 865-1275 (136 amino acids)
Source: RefSeq, a predicted model, not a curated record